This is a messenger RNA of Drosophila nasuta, 1267 nucleotides long. Its product is annotated as odorant receptor 67d-like. Bases 1 to 1149 code for a protein of 382 amino acids. Gene Ontology annotation, molecular function: olfactory receptor activity; odorant binding. Gene Ontology annotation, cellular component: plasma membrane. The record is from RefSeq and is a predicted model, not a curated record. The transcript has 4 exons. NCBI's taxonomy places the organism in Eukaryota, Metazoa, Arthropoda, Insecta, Diptera, Drosophilidae. Gene Ontology annotation, biological process: sensory perception of smell; detection of chemical stimulus involved in sensory perception of smell.
AUGUCACCAAGUGAAAGUUUUCUGCAAAUUAUGCGCUUUGUGCGCUUCGUGAAAAGAUGUCUGGGAGUCGAUGUCUAUGACAAGGAUUAUCGCAUGAACAUUUUCACGGCAAUGUGUGUCUUAGCUUGUUUCAUAUACGGCGGAUUCACACUCAAUACGGCGAUUCGUGAGAGGCAUUCGAUAUUCGCUUUCCAGGCACUAGUAAUGAGUGGUCUUCUGGUGCAAGGUGUCAACAAGCUGUUUGUGGUUGUUUAUAAUGCUCGCGAUCUAUACAAAUUGAAUCAGAGUGCUUUUCAAGUCUAUCUCGAUUACGAAAAUCAUUCGGAUCCCAGAUUUGCCACGAAUCUUCAGGAGAGUUGCGACAGAUUGCGACGAGCUUUUAUUAUAAUGUUCAUCUCCUAUUACAUUGCCAUCGGUGGCAUGAUUAUCUUGCCCCUCUCGGUCAAUAUGUUUACCGGGGAUCGUCACUUGAUCAUGCAGUUUUAUGUUCCGGGUAUUGAUCACACGACUGAGUCGGGAUUUUGGCUAUUGCAAGUCAUUCAUGUUUUUGUGCUGAACGUGGGCGGAGCGGGAAUGUUUGCUGGCGAUUUGGUUAUCCUUGUGCAUCUGCUGCAGGCAUAUAUAUUCAGGGAUGUGCUGCGUCUCAAGAUCGACCUAUUCAACACGUUUGUGGAGGAACCUGGCAAGCAAUCUGAUUUGGAUAUACAGAAAGGACUUGUCGACAUGAUGCAGUUUCAUCAGCUCUACUUAAGUUUCAUCGGUCGCUGCAACGAUCUCUUCUACUCGAUUGUGUCCACACAAGUCAUCACAGCAGCUGGUUGCUUUAUUCUGACCAUGUUUGUUCUCCUUACCAGCGUUUGGCCCGGUGGCUGGGCUUAUGCAGUAGGUCUAGCUUCAAAUUUAUACAUUUAUUGCGUUCUCGGUACUUUGGUUGAAAAUUGUAACGAUGAUCUCAUCUAUGAGGUCUACAACAUAUCUUUCUACAAUCUGAAUGCUCGCCAACAGCGUCAAGUUUUAUUCAUGUUGUGCAAAACUCAAAGAACUGACAUGAUUCAGGUACUGGGUGUAAUGCCUUUGGCCGUGAGCACAGGUCUUCAGGUCACAAAGAGCAUUUAUAGCGUUGCAAUGAUGAUGAUAAACUUUGUUUAAAUCAAUAAAAGGAAAAGGAACAAACACAGCACAAUGAAGUCCACUUCGGUCCAGAGUGAUAUAUUUCGAAGCUAAAAGCAGAGAACGGGGAUCCCAACGUUAUAAAUGCAACGAUAGA